AUGACAGACUUCAACCCCAUGUCUUCCAUCAACAUCGCUGAGCUCGAGGAUAAGAUGAAGACGGCCGCCCUCGACCAGCAUCGGGGUUAUGCCCAGAAUCACUACCCGGAAGUUCAACAAUACCGUCCAACCGAGACCAUCCCCAAGUCAUCGGCUUGUGGUCACCAGGUCUUGCGUGAACCCGUCUGGAACAAGGGCCUUUCCUUCACCCCAGAGGAACGUGUGUCCAAAAACCUCACCGGCCUGAUCCCCCACGUCAUGGAGAGCCUCGAGACCCAGUCGGCUCGGGUCAUGAAGAUGAUCCAGACUCGCCAGACCAACAUCGACAAGUACCUCUACCUGUCAAAUCUCAAGGCCCAGAACAUCGACCUGUUCUAUCGCGUUCUCAUCGACAACAUCCGCGAACUGAUGCCCCUCGUCUACACCCCUACCAUCGGCGACGUCUGCCUCCAGUACUCCAGUCUCUACACUCGCCCGGAGUCGCUGUACAUUUCCAUCAAGCAGCGGAAAUCCAUUCGCACAAUGCUGCGGAACUGGCCCUAUCCUGAGCCUGAGAUCUGCGUCGUGACAGACGGCUCCCGCAUCCUGGGACUCGGCGAUCUGGGUAUCAACGGCGUGGGCAUUUCUAUCGGAAAGCUGGCCCUCUACACAGGUGCCGCUGGUAUCAACCCCGCCAAGACUCUUCCCAUCGUUCUGGAUACCGGAACCAACAACGAGACCAAUCUGAAGGAUCCCUUCUACCUCGGCCUUCGCUCCAGGCGCGUGUCCGUCGAGGAACAGCAGGCUUUCAUGGACGAGUUCAUGGAGGCCGCCAACGAUGUCUUCCCCAACAUGGUCGUUCAGUUUGAGGACUUCGACACGGAGAAAGCCUUCAAGUACCUUGACCGCUAUCGGAAUAAGUACAAGUGCUUCAACGACGACGUCCAGGGAACUGGCGCCGUUAUCCUGGGAGGCUACAUCGGUGCUGUCAACCUGUCCGGCGUGCCUGUUGAUGAGCAGCGUCUGGUUUUCAUGGGUGCCGGUUCCGCCGGCGUUGGCGUCGCGAAGCAACUGGUCGAGUACUACACCCGGAGAGGCCUCAGCGAAGAAGAAGCGAAGCGGAAGUUUUGGCUCGUCGACACCAAGGGUCUAGUCACCCAGGACCGUGGCGAUGAGCUCGCCGAGCACAAGAAGUACUUUGCCCGCACGGACAACAACGGCCAUCAAUUCCGCACCCUGGAAGAGGUGAUUGAGUAUGUCAAGCCGUCUGCCUUGAUCGGUCUCACGGCCACCUUCGGCGUCUUCACCGAGUCGGUUGUGCGAGCCCUCAAGGCCUCGGUGGACGCUGGUGGUCUCGGUCGCCGGCCCAUCCUGUUCCCCCUCAGCAAUCCCCUCACCAAGGCCGAGUGCACAUUCGAGCAGGCUGUGCAAUGGACUGACGGCACUGUCAUCUUUGCUUCGGGUUCGCCCUUCUCGUCCUUUGCUAUGAAGACCCCGGACGGCAAUGUCGUCGACUACAAUCCCAACCAGGGCAACAAUGUCUACGUCUUCCCUGGUCUUGGCCUCGGUACCAUCUUGGCCAAGGCCACCAAGGUCACCGACAACAUGGUGUACACUUCGGCCGCCGCCCUGGCCGAGUCUCUGAACACUGACGAGCUCCGCAAGGGCUUGAUCUACCCCAGGAUCGAACGCGUCCGCGAUGCCAGCUUGAUCGUCGCCCGCGAGGUCAUGAAGGCCGCGCGGAGGGAUGGCGUCUCCAAGCUUUCCGACGAGCAAUGGCAUGAGUGGGAGGAGUGGGGCGACGUUGCCCUGACCGCCUACAUCAAGGAGCGCAUGUAUGAUCCGGUCUCCUUUCCUACUGAGAGGGCUCGCUUCUGA
Messenger RNA from Sodiomyces alkalinus F11, 1857 nucleotides. RefSeq names its product NADP-dependent malic enzyme. Bases 1 to 1857 code for a protein of 618 amino acids. Gene Ontology annotation, biological process: pyruvate metabolic process; malate metabolic process. Gene Ontology annotation, cellular component: mitochondrion. Gene Ontology annotation, molecular function: NAD binding; malate dehydrogenase (decarboxylating) (NAD+) activity. The record is from RefSeq and is a predicted model, not a curated record. The transcript has 4 exons. NCBI's taxonomy places the organism in Eukaryota, Fungi, Ascomycota, Sordariomycetes, Glomerellales, Plectosphaerellaceae.